AUGAGAAGGAUUCAACUUAUCAUCCAGGAAAUGGAAGGAAAUUAUCCUUGUGAUCAAGAAUCGUCCUCCUUUUAUAGCUCCGAAGUAGAUCGCAACCUCCUCCGCGUAUCUCGUCCACGUGCAACUACCGAUCCCGCUAUUUCCGGAUCUGAACGAUCAAAGCGAGAUUCUCGUUUGACCCGUUCAAACUCAGCUUGCGGACUUGACUCCGUCGAGCUAGAGCUCGACUUCGUCUUCACAAGUAGCUCGGACAGUAAACAGCUGGAUUUUGGACAAGGAUAUUUGGCGGGCUCGAGGCCUGCUGCAAAUCAAUCUCCGGUUUUGGAUAUGACGCUCGAGAGAGAGCUGUAUGCGGCAGCGAUGGCGGCGGAUGAGAAGGUUAACAUGAAGCUCUCUGCUCGUUGUGAGCAGAGGUUACAUGAAGCUUCUCGGUAA
Molecule: messenger RNA, 435 nt
Organism: Microthlaspi erraticum
Lineage: Eukaryota; Viridiplantae; Streptophyta; Magnoliopsida; Brassicales; Brassicaceae
Source: the annotation of a GenBank genome assembly